CUCUGUCUCUCUCUCCCUCUCUCUCUCUGUCUCUCUCUCUCUCUCUCUCUCUCUCUCUCUCUCUCUCUCCCUCUCUCGCUCUGUCUCUCCCCACUCAAUUGAAUUCAGUUGAAUUCUGUCUCUCUGUCUCUCUCUCACUCUCUCUCUCCCUCUCUCCCUCUGUCUCUCUCCCCAUUCAAUUGAAUUCAAGGGGCUUUAUUGACAUGGGAAACAUGUUAAUGUCACCAAAGCAAGUGAGGUAAAUAAUAAACAAAAGUUAAAUAAACAAAACAAAUGAACAUUAAACAUUAAAAUGAAGUUUCAAAAGAAUAAAGACAUAUUAUGUGCAAAUAGUUAAAGUAUGAAAGGGAAAAUAAAUCAACAUAAAUAUGGGUUGUAUUUGUAUUUACAAUGGUGUUUGUUCUUCACUGGUUGCCCUUUUCUUGUGGCAACAGGUCACAAAUAUUGCUGCUGUGAUGGCACACUGUGGAAUUUCACCCAGUAGAUAUGGGAGUUAACCAAAAUUUAAUUUGUUUUCUAAUUCUUUGUGUGUCUGUGUAAUCUGAGGGAAAUAUGUGUCUCUAAUAUGGUCACACUGUUCCUAGGCCGUCUGUCACGGUUCAUGAAUCCACUGCCUCCUUUUCCUUUUCUCUCUCUCUCUCUCUCUCCCGUGUUUGUGUGGGCGUGGUUCCCAAUCUCGGCCUGAUUGUCUGCGCCAGCUGGAAUCACUUAUCUUCCCUUUAUAUGUUCUGUAACCAGUGUUUCUUGUUGUCAGAUCGUUGUUACUUCCCUGAGGUUGUGUCGUGUGUCCGUGCUCAUCUCUCGCCGCCCUUGUGUGGAUUAUCUGCUGUGCUCCUUCCUACCCAUCCGGACACUCUCCCCUGGGUUUCUCAGCACGCUCACAUAGGAGGAUGCGCCCUAGUCCCUGGGUCGGAUUCCGUCUGAGUACAGUCUGUCUGUCCUGUUGCUGCUGUAACCUGUAUUCAUUAAACCAUUGUUGCUUGCAUCUUGCAUCCGCCUCUGUAUUGUUACACCGUCAUUGUAAAUAAGAAUUUGUUCUUUAACGGACUUACCUAGUUAAAUAAAGGUUAAAUAUAUAUUUUUUAUAACAAAAUACAUUGGCGAGAGGUUAGGAAGUGCAACUCAUUAUUUGGUGUCUUGUACAGAAUUCUGCAGGCCGAGUCUCAAUUUGGUGUUCGUCCCGUUUUGUGAAUUCUUGGAUGGUAAUGGGUAAUGGUAAUUGGAUGGUGAAUUCUUGGAUCUUAUUCAUGUAUUUUUUGCUAAUUGGCAUGUCAAAUUGUUUUGAUGGCAUGGAAGGCCCUUCUUACCUUGUCACUCAGAUCAUUCUCUCCCCCUCCUCUCUCUAUUUCAGGUAAACCAGCUCUUCCCUUCACACCUCUUGUGCUAAAGUUCAUCCACCAGCUUCAGAACUCGCUCUUUGUGCACUUUUGUGUUGGUGUGUGUGUGUGUGUGUGUGUGUGUUGGUGUGUGUGUGUGUGUAUACACACCCACUUGUGCGUCGGACGGACGAGAUGUGUGUGUAUGACAUGUGACGAGAAACCAGAGAAAUGGAUUACCUCUCUCCCGCCAACAUCUCCCAAGAUGCAUCCCUUCUUUUCUCCGCCCCCGGUCUCCACGGCAAUGACCUAUACCCCGGCUACCAUGCCUACGACCCCGGCAUCGACGACCCCCCAACAGAAGAGUCGUCGUCACCCCUACAGUCUCUCUACACUCCCCUCCUGGAUUUGGGAGACUUGGGGGGGUACGGUCCCAGCGUGGGGGGGUAUGGGGACAGCUCUCUGGCGGGACUGGGUGACAGUACCAAGCUAGUAGGGGUCCAGGUGGUUUUAAUCCUGGCCUACAGUACCAUUAUACUACUAGGAGUAGUGGGGAACUCUCUGGUCAUAUACGUGGUGUAUCGCUUCAAGACGCUGAGGACCGUGACUAACUUCUUCAUAGCUAACCUCGCUGUCGCUGACCUCCUGGUGAAUACAUUAUGUCUCCCCUUCACGUUGGUCUAUACUCUGCUCGGGGAGUGGAAGUUUGGCCAGGUACUUUGUUUCCUGCUUCCCUAUGCACAGGGAUUGGCUGUCCACGUAUCCACGGUGACGCUCAACGUCAUAGCCCUCGAUAGACACAGGUGUAUAGUGUACCACCUGGAGACCAGGAUGAGAAAGGAUGUGUGUUUCGGGGUGAUUGCCGCCACGUGGGUACUGAGUGCGGUGCUGGCUAGUCCACUAGCUAUCUUCAGAGAGUAUGGUACCUUCAAUCUGGCUCCAGGACAGCCUAUACAGGUGUGUACAGAGAAGUGGCCGGGCAGCUCGACAGACGGGACAGUGUAUUCAAUCUCCAUGCUCCUCCUCCAGUACGUUCUCCCUCUAGCCGUCAUCUCCUUCGCCUACGCUCGUAUCUGGUCCAAACUCCGUUCCCACAUGUCCCCCGCAGGCCGCAACGACCGCCACCGCCGUCGACGCAAAACCACCAAGAUGCUGGUGACCGUGGUCGUGGUGUUCGCCGUCAGCUGGCUGCCGUUCCACGCUUUUCAAUUGGCCACGGAUAUCGACGGCUUCCUCUUGGACAUGAGGGAUUUUAGACUGCUGUACACGCUGUUCCACGUGGUGGCCAUGUGCUCAACGUUCGCUAACCCUCUGCUCUACGGGUGGAUGAACAGCAACUAUCGCACCGCGUUCACGACCGUGUUCCGCUGUGAGCAGAGAAUGGAUAGUGUGCAUCCGGAGGGAGGAAGAGGGAAGGGAGGAAGAGGGAAGGGAGGAGGAGGGAAGGGAGGAGAUGGGGGAGGGAAGGGGCUCCUCCAGGACAACCCUCAUCCCUUGGUUCUUCUCAGGGAAUCCUCUGUGUCACGGUUCUUCAGGGGCUCCUCCACAAACCCUCAUGCCUUGGUUCUUCUCAGGGGCUCCUCUAGGACAACCCUCAUCCCUUGGUUCUUCUCAGGGGCUCCUCCAGGACAACCCUCAUCCCUUGGUUCUUCUCAGGGAAUCCUCCAGGACAAACCCUCAUCCCUUGGUUCUUCUCAGGGGCUCCUCCAGGACAAACCCUCAUCCCUUUGUUCUUCUCAGGGGCUCCUCCAGGACAAACCCUCAUCCCUUGGUUCUUCUCAGGGGCUCCUCCAGGACAACCCUCAUCCCUUGGUUCUUCUCAGGGGCUCCUCCAGGACAAAUCCAUUGGUUCUCAUCCUCCAGGACAAACCCUCAUCCCUUGGUUCUUCUCAGGGGCUCCUCCAGGACAACCCUCAUCCCUUGGGGUUCUUCCUCCAGGACAAACCCUCAUCCCUUGGUUCUUCUCAGGGGCUCCAGGACAAACCCUAA
Messenger RNA from Oncorhynchus nerka (sockeye salmon), 3305 nucleotides. Its product is annotated as neuropeptide Y receptor type 2-like. The transcript has 7 exons. Lineage: Eukaryota; Metazoa; Chordata; Actinopteri; Salmoniformes; Salmonidae. Gene Ontology annotation, cellular component: neuron projection; plasma membrane. The coding region runs from base 1548 to 3305 and encodes 585 amino acids. Gene Ontology annotation, biological process: G protein-coupled receptor signaling pathway. Gene Ontology annotation, molecular function: neuropeptide binding; neuropeptide Y receptor activity. The record is from RefSeq and is a predicted model, not a curated record.